Messenger RNA from Python bivittatus (Burmese python), 750 nucleotides. The record is from RefSeq and is a predicted model, not a curated record. NCBI's taxonomy places the organism in Eukaryota, Metazoa, Chordata, Lepidosauria, Squamata, Pythonidae.
AGAACCAUAAUAAGGGAAUUCAUACUGUUGGGGUUGACAGACAACCAUCAAUUAGAAGUUGGCCUUUUUCUCCUCCUGCUUGGGAUUUAUCUUUUGACAUUAAUUGGAGACAUGCUGAUUAUUAUUAUCACACUGCUGAAUGCCCAACUCUAUACCCCAAUGUAUUUCUUCCUCCAACAUCUGGCAUUGGUGGCUAUUGGGUAUACAAGUAACAUCAUUCCCAAAGCACUGGCCAACAUAGCCACUGGCAGUAAGAGCAUCUCUUUCGUUGGCUGUUUCAUACAGAGUUUUCUUUAUUUUGUCCUUGGGACCACUGAGUUCCUUCUACUGGCCGCAAUGUCUGUUGACCGAUACGUAGCAAUCUGUAACCCUCUUCACUACUCAACCAUCAUGAACGGACGAAUCUGCUCAUUACUGGUACUUUCUUGCUGGGCUGGGGGGUUAUCACUAAUCCUAGUUCCCUCCAUUGUUUUAUUUCAGAUGCCAUUUUGUGGUCCUAACAUCAUCAAUCAUUUCUUUUGUGACUCUGGACCACUAAUCAAACUAGCAUGUGUUGACACCAGGCUCCUAGAACUGAUUGAUUUUGUGAUUGCCAUACUCUCUCUGCUUGGGACCUUAAGUGUUAACAUUGUGUCUUAUGUCAAAAUCAUUUCCACAAUUCUAAAAAUCCCAUCAACUACAGGGAAGAAGAAGACCUUCUCCACCUGCGCUUCUCACAUGACUGUGGUCUCCAUCACUUACAGCAGUUGU